GAAUAGUACGCCUUUUAAUUUACCCUUCUUUGCUGUUAAAAUUGUUCUCUCUCUCUCCUCAUUCCUGGAAAAAGGCUUCAAGCAUACCGAUUUUCCGACGAAGUCACGGCGGACCUACAUCACCUUCAACCGACCUCUUCACUGCACCAUUGUUGGGGGCGCACGAAUUUCGAGGAAAACCAUUCAAUUUGUUGGUUCCUGAUUGUUUGGGGAAAAAAGAUGGAGAAGGGGGAGUCUUCGCAGCAAAUUUCGGAUGAAGAAUCCUUGGUUUCGAUUCCUCGAGGAGGUCCUAUCUUUGUACAUGAUUUUGUAAGCCCCCUCACUAGAGUUUCAGUUUUUGAAUCUGAGGUUUUCCAUGAAUUGGAAAGUUUGAAGGCUGAGUUAGGUUCUGAACCUACAGAUUUUGCAGAAGAAGAUAUUUCGGUGGAUGAACUGAAAAUAUACAGUGAUGAGGAGUUGGUUGCUGAGGCUAUGAAGAUUGCAUUUGAGGAUGAUCUGGAGGAUGAAACUUCUUCAGACAUGGCAGAAGACCCAUGCUGCUCAAGGGCUGAAGAUUAUCAAAGGAUGUUUGAUGCUGAUAUGUAUGCUUCAUGUGACUCCUCUACUGGCUUUUCCUCUGAUACAAGUUACAAUGGAGAUAAAGUUGAUGCCAAUUUGAACAAGAGGAAGAGAAAUACUAAGAAUAAGGCCAAGUCAAAGAAUGGGAAGACAAAGAAAUUGAUUAAUCAUGCAAAGGAUAAUCAAGUUGAUGUAUUGUUCUUCCUCAGACAAGACCUGCAGAAUGUAGCUUCCAUAUUUUUCAGGACUCCUAUCUUGCAAAAGUGGAGCAUCUUGCAAAAAUCAGGCAGAAGCAGGAAGAAGAUAAAGCAUCAUCGUGAGAAGGAUGACGCUGCUGCUUUAUCUUCUGGAAUUGAAACUCUUAAAUAUCUCGAAGCAUAUAAUUGUCCAGUCAAGGUGAAGUGUUCACUGACAGGGAAACCUGGACCAAUUCAAUAUCCAGAAGUGAUUCUGUGUGUUGAGAUCUAUCAUAACAAAUGUUCCUGGCAAAAGACACAAGAAUUAUUGGUCCUUGGGAGUCAGGCCCUGACUGAGCUGAGGGAUAAGAUUCGCUGUUUGACGGAUACGGUUAUGCAGAAAGCUGGUGCAUAUGACCCAUCUGGAUAUUUCCUAAUAGAGGAGGUGUUCUGCAAUGACUUAAGGGACUCUUCUGCUAUUGACUAUAGUGAGCCAAUUUUUGAUUGGCUUAAGAAUCAGAAAGAAGAGGCACUUGCAAAAUGGAAUUGCAUUCUAUCUGGUGUAGGAAAGCGUCGGAAGAUUCCUUUGGAGAGCAAGCCAAUUUCCAAGUUGCCUAAUUUUAGAUCAGUGGAUAUGCACAGGGCUCGCUUUUGCGACUUGGGAUUCCGUCUUGGCUCUGGAUAUCUUUACUGCCACCAGGGAGGUUGUAAGCAUGUUAUUGUGAUCAGAGACAUGAGAUUGAUUCACCCUGACGAUGUACAAAACCGGGCAGCUUACCCGUUGAUUGUGUAUCAACUGAAAAAGAUUUUGAAGAAGUGCUCCGUCUGUCGUAUCUACAAAGCCACAAAGGUGACUUUAGACGAUAAGUUGGCCGGGGAAAACCCUUGUUACUUCUGUGAUAACUGUUAUUACCUCCUCCAUUACUCUGCAGAUGGAACUCUGCUGUAUAGUUCCUUCAAAGUGUACGAUUAUCUUCAAGAUUACUGCUAGUGUUCUUUUUGUAUUGAAGGUGUACCACUGUAAUUGUAUAUUCUAUUCUGUUCUUUCUCCUCCAUUGGAUGUCUUCGCUCUUAAAGAUCAUUUCUUUACUAUUGUAGAUUAGUAUUCUUUGAAUCUCUGUAUGAGAAUCUAAAAAUAAUUUGUUAAUAAAUUACAUCUAAAUUUAUGUUAAA
Molecule: messenger RNA, 1907 nt
Organism: Beta vulgaris subsp. vulgaris (sugar beet)
Lineage: Eukaryota; Viridiplantae; Streptophyta; Magnoliopsida; Caryophyllales; Amaranthaceae
Product: snRNA-activating protein complex subunit
Exons: 12
Coding region: 220-1725 (501 amino acids)
Biological process (GO): snRNA transcription by RNA polymerase II; snRNA transcription by RNA polymerase III
Cellular component (GO): snRNA-activating protein complex
Molecular function (GO): bent DNA binding; core promoter sequence-specific DNA binding; RNA polymerase III type 3 promoter sequence-specific DNA binding
Source: RefSeq, a predicted model, not a curated record